This is a messenger RNA of Pungitius pungitius (ninespine stickleback), 1003 nucleotides long. RefSeq names its product LSM3 homolog, U6 small nuclear RNA and mRNA degradation associated (gene lsm3). NCBI's taxonomy places the organism in Eukaryota, Metazoa, Chordata, Actinopteri, Perciformes, Gasterosteidae. The coding region runs from base 124 to 432 and encodes 102 amino acids. Gene Ontology annotation, cellular component: precatalytic spliceosome; catalytic step 2 spliceosome; P-body. The transcript has 4 exons. Gene Ontology annotation, biological process: mRNA splicing, via spliceosome; P-body assembly. The record is from RefSeq and is a predicted model, not a curated record. Gene Ontology annotation, molecular function: RNA binding.
UUCAUUAACUCACGACCAGUCGAGCCAUCGCGCGGCCCCGCGCUGCCCUCUGAAAGCGCGUGAUUUUGACGGACAUGGCAACUUCCGCAACCGGUGUGACGACACGACGCAGACUCAGGAGCCAUGGCGGACGAAGUAGAGCAGCAACCGACUACCAACACGGUGGAGGAGCCGCUGGAUCUGAUCCGACUCAGUCUGGACGAGAGGAUCUACGUCAAGAUGAGGAACGACCGGGAGCUCCGCGGUCGCCUGCAUGCUUAUGAUCAGCACCUCAACAUGAUUCUGGGCGACGUCGAGGAGACGGUGACCACGGUGGAGAUCGACGAGGAGACCUACGAAGAGCUGUACAAGUCCACCAAGAGAAACAUCCCCAUGCUGUUUGUCCGGGGGGACGGCGUCGUCCUGGUAGCACCGCCCCUCAGGGUGGGCUAAUCCUCAACCACUUCCCGGUGCGAGGAAGUGUUUUGUUGCAGCUGUGAGGUUUUUUAGCCUUGGGGGGGCGGGGUGGUACUCUCCAACACCGCCAGCCUCCUUCAGUUUAAUCUUCGGUCAGCACCGUCCUCCUUGGUCAUCAUUCACAAGCACCAAAACAAGUCUAAAAAAAACAAGCAAAGAGAACCCUUAUUUCAGUUUUUAUUUGGGUCAUAGAUUCCAUCUCUCAGUGCCCAUCACUGAGAUGAGCUUUAUUCUGAAGGAUUCACUUUAAGAAGAAAUCGCUCUAGAUGUGUUGGUGAACUCUCUUUGGGCCCAGAUGUGUCGAGUAUUGAGAGCUUUUUUUAUUUUUAAGUCUUUUUUUAUUUGUUUCUAGCGGAAUGUUUGCAGUUUCUUCAAACUCACGAUCUGUGUAAACUUGAGACGUUUAAGUUCCUCCGGAAUGCUUUUAGUUGAACUUUUUUUUUAUAUAUAUAUUUUUUGUAGUGUUUUGUGAGACUGUGCAUCAUGUGAACAUUUUCAACAUUGGCUUUUGGUAAAUUGAAUAAAAAAAGGUUGUUUGAAAAGAAAA